Messenger RNA from Schistocerca cancellata (South American locust), 1394 nucleotides. RefSeq lists its product as uncharacterized. The transcript is spliced from 7 exons. NCBI's taxonomy places the organism in Eukaryota, Metazoa, Arthropoda, Insecta, Orthoptera, Acrididae. Gene Ontology annotation, molecular function: heme binding; heme transmembrane transporter activity. The record is from RefSeq and is a predicted model, not a curated record. Gene Ontology annotation, cellular component: membrane. The coding region runs from base 12 to 1394 and encodes 460 amino acids. Gene Ontology annotation, biological process: heme export; transmembrane transport.
GAGCGGCGACGAUGGCACUGAAAGGUGACUAUACAGGGAUUCAUGCCCAUGGCAAGGCAGCUGAACAGCUGCAACCGGUUGACGAUGAACAGCAGACGAGAGUUAAGGUCUACCGCCGACGAUGGUUAAUGCUUCUGAUGUACGUUCUGUUCUCCAUGUCCAACAACUGGCAAUGGAUGCAGUACACAAUAGUCGGAAACGUUGUUCGAAAAUAUUACAAUGUGGACAAUUUCGCUGUCGACUGGACGUCUGUCAUAUACAUGCUGGCGUCCGUCCCUUUCAUCUUCCCUGCGUCUCUCUUCAUCAGUAAGAAGGGUCUGUGGUUGUGCCUGGCGGUGGGAUCUGCACUAAACGCGGCGGGCACGUGGCUCAAGGCUGUGGAGGCGGCAGGGGCGGUGGCGCGUUUCUGGCUGCUGUUCGCUGGCCAGACGCUGGGAGCCAUCGCCCAGGCCUUCAUGCUGCCCGUGCCACCCGCGCUCGCCUUCAUCUGGUUCGGCCCCAAGGAGGUCUCCACUGCCUGUUCGCUCGGCGUCUUCGGCUACCAGAUAGGGGUGGCUACAAGCUUGCUGGUGAAUCCUCUGCUGGUGCGGGACCACGAGAACAUUGAGGACAUAGGGCACGAUCUCCGCGUGUCUGCCUACGGCGUGGCCGCAGCAGCAACCGCUAUCCUGCUACUCAUUUUGUUCUUUUUCAGGAGCAGGCCACCAACUCCGCCGAGCAGCGCGGCGCUUGAUCGAGCCAACGCGGCGCCGGACAGGAUGCUGUCCGUCGUGCGUCGCCUGCUACACAUGUGCAACUUCCUCGUCCUGCUUUCGGCCUUCAGCUUAAGCUACGCUGUGCUCAACGCCUUCGCCACGCUCCUUAACCCUGUCAUUCUGACUUAUUACGAGAAUGGUGAAGAGUUCGCUGGCACCGUGGGGCUUGUGCUCAUCAUCGGAGGAACAGUGGGAGCCGUCAUCUGUGGAUUCAUCUUGGACAGAACCCGCAGAUUCAGGGAAACGGUUCUGGUGGUAUACGCUCUGUUCCUGGCAUCGCUGGCCUCUUUCGCGGUGGUCGUGCACCUCGGGAAUCGCGCCUUGGUCUACGCAGUCAUCUCCGUAAUGGGGUUGGCGUCCGGAGGAUUCAUCCCGGUGGCGAUGGAGUUCGCAGCGGAGCUGACGUACCCCGAGCCGGAGAGCGUGUCGGCGGCGUUCCUGACGGCGGCGGGUCAGAGCGCGGGCGUGCCCGUCACGCUGCUGCACGGCUGGCUGCUGGAGGCGGCGGGCCACGGCUGGGCGCACGCCGCCCUCUGCGCGCAGCUCGCCGCCGGGCUGCUGCUCACCGCCUGCGUCCGCCCGGACCUGCGCCGCACGCGCGCCUACCAGCGCCGGCCGCCGCACACGCUCGUUCAAUAA